AUGGAAACCCUUUUGGAAGCAAAUGAAGGUUGUUCCCUUCGCGAUUUCUCUUCCUACCAUUUCCGUUCUUUUGAAUGCAUCGAAGGGCCAAAUGCAGCAGAAGCUUGGCUUACGGAUAUAGAGGUAUUGUUUGAUACUCUCAGUUGCACGGAUGAACAGAAGGUCCGAUAUGUUAGACUGAAGCUAACUAGAGAAGCUGGGCAAUGGUGGAGUUCAAGAAAGGUGCUGCUAGGUGACGAUGUAGUGAUCACAUGGGAGAUAUUCAAGGUUGAAUACAACAGACGCUUUUUCCCUAGAGCCCAAAGGCAGUUGCGUGCUAUAGAAUUUCAGAACCUCGUUCAAGGUAAUAUGACUGUAGAACAAUAUUCUGCUAGAUUUAUGGAAUUAGCCAGGUUUGCAGCCAACCUUAUCCCUGAUGAAGAAUCGAAGGCAGAAUGA
Alnus glutinosa is the source of this 438-nucleotide messenger RNA. RefSeq lists its product as uncharacterized. Bases 1 to 438 code for a protein of 145 amino acids. The record is from RefSeq and is a predicted model, not a curated record. Lineage: Eukaryota; Viridiplantae; Streptophyta; Magnoliopsida; Fagales; Betulaceae. The transcript has 2 exons.